CAUCAUCUUGCGUAUGGUAUUCAGUGGAAGGCUAUGUGUAGUAUGCAACCGUCUUUGGAAGAACGGCAUAACGGAUGUCGACCGCGCAAUCCUGAAAGCACGCGCUAUGAGAGCUUCCCCAACGCCAGUACGGAAUCUUGUACACGGGCCGAAUACGUCGGAAGUUGGAGUAAAGCACAUGUUCCAAACAAGCUCACCAGCAUGGCUCCAGGUCUUACUCCGCAUCCCCCCUCCCGCUCCAGGAUGCAUAGGAUACCCAGCUAGGAUUCAUCCACCCGAACAUGUGGGGAACCUGCAUAAUGGCACGUUAAACACUCUACGCUUCGCGAUACGUCAAUAUACCAUGGGGAUAUCUGCGCAUGUCUGAUCAUUAAGAUAGGUGGGCUGUUAAACGCACUACUCGUUCAUACCUUUGUUCAAGUUUCCUCUCAAAUACUCCUUAAGCGGUAUCGCCCCCAAGUAGCCCCACAUGUACACCAUCACCUUACUCCUGCUAUCCUUUUUAGUCGUUAUACUGUACACGCGAUACAACAGCAGGCCACCAUCUGGCACAAAAACUGCACCUGGUCCCGCUAGCCUUCCCAUCCUUGGGAAUGCACAUCAACUAGGCAAGCAACCGCACCAGCAAAUUACCGCUUGGGCUCGCGAAUAUGGCGAAAUCUACAAGAUUCGUCUGGGCUGGAACAACUGGUACAUGAUCUGCUCACCCGGAGCGUGUAAGGAGAUUCUGGAUAAACAGUCUGCCCACACAAGCUCUCGAACGCCGUUACCGGUAUCUGGUGAUGCACUGGGUGGUGGUAUGCGAUUCCUGUUCAUGGAAUAUGGACCGGAAUGGCGGAAGCUGAGAGGUAUCAGUCAUAAGCUCUUGACCCCGGCUGUUAGUGCGACAUUCAAGCCAAGUCAAGACUUUGAGGCGAAAAUGUUGCUUGAAGAAAUAUUGAAGGGUGCAGAUGCAGCGAAAGGGAACGGAGUUAGCUACAAGGCCAUCCGAAGAUACACUGUGAGCGUCAUCAUGACCAGCACGUAUGGGCGACGCAUUCCCAAUUGGGAUUGCGACGAAGUGCACGGUAUCUACGACAUAAUGAACGACUUCUCCACGAUCGCGAAACCAGGAACGUACCUAGCAGACACGCUUCCGUUUCUGGGCAAGCUCCCACCGCGACUACAGUGGUGGCGCAAAGGCCUCAAACCCUACUUCGAUAAACAAGCCAAUUUGUGGAUGUCUUUCUGGAGUACACUCAAAACUCAGAUGGAGACCAAACAGGCCCCCGAAUGCUUCGUCAAGCAAUUCAUCGAGAGCGAUUACGAGAAGCAAGGUAUAAGUGAGCUGCAGGCGGCGUUCCUAGCUGGCAGCAUGAUCGAAGCGGGGAGUGAGACCACAUCCGCGGCACUCAAUACUGCCAUUCUCUACCUCAGCGCGAACCCGAACGCACGGCAGAGAGCUAUCGACGAAAUCAGAGGUGUCGUUCCGCCUUCCCGAUCACCGACAUUUGAAGACGAGCCAAGACUACCCUAUAUCCGUGCCAUCGUGAAAGAGACUCUACGCUUACGCCCCGUCACCAACAUCGGUACGCCACAUUACACGACUGCGCCAAUAACUUACAAAGGUAUCCACAUACCUGCCAAGUCAGUCGUAUGCCUGCAACAAUACCCGAUACACUACGACUCCAAUGUAUUCGAAGACCCUCAUAGCUUCAUACCGGAGCGAUAUCUCAACCACCCUCAUGGAAGUGGACAUUAUGCAGCCGGCCCAGCUGCGAGCCGUGAUCACUGGGCCUUUGGUGCAGGCCGCAGGAUCUGCUCAGGUGUGCAUCUGGCCGAGAACAGUAUGUUCAUUGUGCUGGCGAAGCUAUUAUGGGCUUCCGACAUUUUGCCGCCGCUUGAUCAACAGGGAAAUGAAGUGCAGGUGGAUACUAGCGACGAAGCGUUUGAUGCGGUCGGAAGUACUACCAUGGCGAAGCCGUAUCUGGUGAGAUGGAAGGCGCGCAGUGAGGAGACCAAAGAGACGAUUUUGAGAGAAGCGACUGAGGCUAGGAGAGAUGGGUACGUGUUGAGAGGUGUCCGUGUUGGUGAGGAAGGUGUUAGAUCGUAGGCAUGUUGAUCUCACUACCACUUGUGGCUUGGUAGCUAUCGCUCAUCCCAACUUUGUUCAGACGUGCUUGCCAUAGCCUGAUUUGGUCGUUGCGCUUGUUUGUUGUUUGUCAUCUCCAUUUAGGGUAGGCGCUCCUCCCUUCUGUGUUUCCUUCCUCGGUCAACACUGCUCAUCCAAUACGCGACUGCUACAACUGGGAAAAUCUCACUCCACCUUUUUGAUCAUGUCG
This is a messenger RNA of Alternaria rosae, 2321 nucleotides long. Its product is annotated as cytochrome P450 76C3. Gene Ontology annotation, molecular function: monooxygenase activity; heme binding; iron ion binding. Bases 470 to 2092 code for a protein of 540 amino acids. NCBI's taxonomy places the organism in Eukaryota, Fungi, Ascomycota, Dothideomycetes, Pleosporales, Pleosporaceae. The record is from RefSeq and is a predicted model, not a curated record. The transcript has 3 exons.